Anolis sagrei ordinatus is the source of this 1522-nucleotide messenger RNA. RefSeq names its product protein FAM169B-like. The record is from RefSeq and is a predicted model, not a curated record. Lineage: Eukaryota; Metazoa; Chordata; Lepidosauria; Squamata; Anolidae.
UGGGCGGGCCAGGAAGGAGGAGGAGAGGCCGAGGAGGAGGAAGCGAAUGGCGGCGGCCCAGGGUCUCCUGUAUCCGGUGGAUAUGAAAGGAACCAGUCCUGAAGUUAUAGCAGGGACAGCGAUGGAAUAUUAUGGAAAGCUAUUAGAGGAAUCAUCCUCCGCUCCUGAGCUUUUCUCUAUUCCAGGAAGAGAGAAAGUUCAACUUGAGGCUUCCUUGAUGCACUUCCUCCCUCUCUACAGAGAAGAAAGUCAAUGGAAGAUUCUGGUUUUAACUGAUCCUCAAGACAAAAGUUCAGUUGUAGCACUGCAUUUGCACAGUUCCUGGUGGCUCAUUGAAGAUGUGCUGAAGACAGCCGAUCCUUUCCGGGAAGGUCUGAUUCAGGUAGAGACGUUUGCAGAAAGGAUUGUCCUUUUUGUGCUGAACUGCAUCAUUUUUGGAAUGCUGGAGAGGAGCCUGGCCUGUGACGCACUCUUUGUGCCGCACUCCGAAAAAGAGUGUGCCAAGAUAUUUUGGACAAGAGGAGAAGCAGUUGCCUUCUACACCAUCAAAGCAAAAGGAAGCCUGUGUGAUGGAUUCACCAGCCAAUGUUACUUGCUCCCAGUUUUGGACACCAUGUUUGUCCGGAGAAAGUCCAGAAGAUGUGGACUUGGGAUUAAAAUGCUUCGUGAUUUCUGUCAGACGUUCACAGUGGAGGAGGCCUUGGGACUCAGUUGCCCUGUGUCUGCAGACAUGUACCAAGUUUGUCAAAAGUUCUUGGAACUCCAUCCAGAGGAACAGCCUCGCCUGUGGGAAGUGGAGGCACCGGGAGACUGGAGCCAGCGUGUGAGUAUCUGGCUCAAGAUUCAGCUGGAACGAAGCCUCCCAAGAGAAGUUCCUAUGGAGAAGCUUCAAGACGGCAAACCUGAGCAAUCCAAUGAAGUGCAGAAGGAUAAGAGAGAUGGCUGCAUUCCUAAAAGUAUGGCAUCGCUGGAUCCCAAAAGUGCGACAGAAGAAUUUAAGUGUGAACCAGAAGAUGUAUUUCACCUCCAGGCUCAUGAAGAAGAACACAUGGUUCAAAUGCCGCAAAAUAAGGAGUCAAAGAAAAGGGCAAGAGAACCACCUGAAGAUUGUGAAGAUCCUAAGCAUUUCAGGCCACUGCUUUGACUUUGAAUCAUGGUAGAAUCAUAGCAAUGCUCUGGGCAUUGACUGAGUUAAAAUCUCCCCUUAACCAUAGAUUUAUCUAAGAGCCUCUUCUUUGAACCUGGUGUCUUCUGUGUUGAUGGCUUACUUGGGAAUGCUGCUGGAAAAGUUACUCAAAUGAUGUCCAUGAAGCACUUUGCACACUCAGAAUAACUGAGUAUGCAAAGUUCUGGUAUAUUUGGGGUAAUAAUAAUAAUAAUAAUAAUAAUAAUAAUAAUAAUGUGCUUUAUUUAUAUUCUGCUCUAUCUCCCUGAAGGGAUUUAGAGCGGAUUAUAGUACUGUCAAGACCCAGAAGCCUUAAGUAGAGCCAAACACAAGAUAAAGAGUUCAAACACAGCUUUA